CAGACUUAUCUACAAAUAAGCUAUUUGCCAUUCUGAGUUUCAAUUAGAACUAGUCACUCUUCAUCAAACUGUGAGUGAUAUAGAGAUAUUCAUCCAUCAUGGUACAUGUGCGAUAUACCGACUGGGGGCUGUGGUGCCAGGUGUUCGCAGGCAUUUCAGUCAGUAUGGGGGCUUUCUCUGCUGCUACACUCUACGGGUGGGUCACUCCACUACUUCCUCACUUUCUCAGUCCAGAAAGUGUGAUACCAAUGACUCCUAUAGAAGCCUCCUGGAUGAUAUCCUUUACACAGUUUGCCAACAUGAUAACUCCGAUCCCAGCUGGCAUCAUGGCAGAUCGCUUCGGUAGGAAGCCCAUGAUUCUUGUCUCUGCUCCUCUCUUCGUUCUGGGCUGGUGUAUCAUCCUCUACUACAAGACCUACUUUUCCCUCCUGUUGGCUCGCAGUGUACAAGGCGCUGCUGUCGGAAUAGUUUUUUUUAACCGUUGUUCCAGUGUAUCUUGGGGAAAUUGCGAGCACUGGAUCUCGAGGAGGUAUUACUAGUCUAUUCUUCAUCUUCCAGUGGUUGGGUUACCUCUUUGAGUAUUGCACCGGACCUUUCUUGUCUUUCACGAACUUCACCCUGCUCACUCUCGUACCGCCCGUACUUUACUUCCUACUGGUCUGGAUGCAGCCUGAGAGUCCUAUCUACUACUUGAUGAAAGGCAACAAACAAGAAGCCUACAACUCCCUGAAGUGGUUUCGCGGAUCUUCAGACGACGAAGAGAUCGCUCAAGAAUGGGAGAGGAUGAAGCUCAACGUCGAAGAAGACCAAGCGAAGGAAACCACUUGGAAAGACGUGAUAGCGACGCCGACUGACCGGAAGGCUCUGUACCUAAUGCUCUUUGCAGGAUCCUUGAGGAUUUUAAGUGGAACUAUGCCCCUUGUCGCUUACGCCACACAGAAUUUCAAAUUAACUUCUGAUCUCGUUGUCGCCCCUAAAUAUAUUACCAUAGUUCUGGGUACUGUACUGGUUACAGCAGCUUGUUUGAGCUUCUUCACCUUAGACUUUUUAGGUCGAAGAUCUCUAAUCAUCACAUCGUCUCUUGCAUCUUCUGUAAGCCUGUUUGUGGCCGGAAUGUACUACUUUCUAGAGUCCAAGACGACCGUUGAUGUUGCUCCUUACAGCUGGGUGGCUCCUAUAGUUAUCCUGGUGUACGCCGCAGUCGACGUCGGAGGCUUGUACCCAGUCCACACGGCUUACACGUCAGAGCUCUUCACGUCCAAAACUCGUGCUAUGGCUUCCAGUCUUGCCGCUGUCAUCACAACGUUCUUCUCCUUCCUUGCCCUGGUAUCCUACCAAACUGUCAUUGACCUGUUCGGUGUAUACUUCAAUUUCUUCAUCUAUAGCACGAUCUGCUUUGUUGGCGCUGUGGUUUCCUACAUCUUCAUGCCAGAAACUAAGAACAAAACAUUUGAACAGAUAAGAAAGGAACUUUGUACCCUUACCAGAAAUAAACUUAUUUGAUUUUGCACCCCUUUAAAUUAUUAUUGAGUACAUAAAUUUGAUGUAACAUGGGUUUUCAUUUUAAUAUGUAUAUAAUAUCAAUUUUUACCUUGAUCAGAUAAUAAAAUAACUUUAACCACUUAUCAGAAAUGUUCUACCUUUAUGACUUAACAACUUAUUUAACUGUUAAUAUUAGUUUAACGGUAACUCGUAUAAUCAAUGAUAUUAUUAACAUCUAAGUAACUCGUAUAUCAUACUUAUAUAUAACGUACAUUAUUUUAAUUCGUACCAUAACGCACCAACAUCCUUGUUAAUUUUAUUUCGUAAAGUCUUGUAAUUAAUUCUUUGUAUAUAUUUAUGUUUUUGUCAUACUAAAUAAUAAAUUAAAACUUA
Molecule: messenger RNA, 1875 nt
Organism: Homalodisca vitripennis (glassy-winged sharpshooter)
Lineage: Eukaryota; Metazoa; Arthropoda; Insecta; Hemiptera; Cicadellidae
Product: facilitated trehalose transporter Tret1-like
Exons: 2
Coding region: 664-1503 (279 amino acids)
Biological process (GO): transmembrane transport
Cellular component (GO): membrane
Molecular function (GO): transmembrane transporter activity
Source: RefSeq, a predicted model, not a curated record